Gigantopelta aegis is the source of this 2990-nucleotide messenger RNA. RefSeq names its product GDP-mannose 4,6 dehydratase-like. Gene Ontology annotation, molecular function: GDP-mannose 4,6-dehydratase activity. Gene Ontology annotation, biological process: GDP-mannose metabolic process. Lineage: Eukaryota; Metazoa; Mollusca; Gastropoda; Neomphalida; Peltospiridae. The record is from RefSeq and is a predicted model, not a curated record. The coding region runs from base 2 to 1102 and encodes 366 amino acids. The transcript is spliced from 13 exons.
GAUGGCUACAGGAGUUGUGAAUGAGCCGAAAGGGAAAAAAAUUGCUUUAAUUACUGGAAUAACUGGACAGGAUGGAUCAUAUCUAGCAGAAUUUCUCAUUAACAAGGGAUAUCAGGUUCAUGGAAUCAUUCGUAGAUCGAGUUCGUUCAACACAUCGAGAAUUGAACAUCUCUAUGCUGAUCCAAAGUCACACAAAGAGGGAUCUGAUGUAGGAAGAUCGAUGCAUCUUCACUAUGGAGACCUGACGGACAGCACCUGUCUGGUUAAGAUCGUCAGUCAAGUCCGCCCACACGAAAUAUACAACCUGGCGGCCCAGAGUCACGUCAAGGUUUCCUUUGAGCUGGCUGAGUACACGGCCAACGUAGAUGCCGUCGGGACACUGCGACUGCUGGACGCCAUACGGACGUGCGGACUGACGGACCAGGUGAAAUUCUACCAGGCGUCGACCAGCGAGCUGUACGGGAAAGUUGUGGAAAUACCUCAAAAAGAAACAACGCCAUUCUAUCCAAGAUCUCCAUACGGUGUUGCCAAGCUGUAUGGUUACUGGAUUGUCAUCAACUACAGGGAAGCCUACAACAUGUUCGCGUGCAAUGGAAUCUUGUUCAAUCAUGAAAGUCCCAGAAGAGGUGAGACGUUUGUGACGCGGAAAAUCACGCGGGCGGUGGCGAAGAUUUUGCUGAAGCAGCAGGAGGAACUGGAGUUGGGCAACCUCGACGCUAAGAGAGACUGGGGCCACGCCAAGGACUACAUCGAGGCGAUGUGGCAGAUGCUGCAGCAAGAUGCCCCCGACGACUUCGUCAUCUCCAGCAAUGAAACGCACAGUGUCCGAGAAUUUGUCGAGAAAGCUUUCAAAAUAGCCAAUAUUGAAAUUACGUGGGAGGGUGAAGGCGUGAACGAAGUAGGGAAGGAUAAAGCUACGGGAACCGUCAGAAUACGAGUGAACCCCAAAUACUACCGACCUACAGAAGUUGAAAUUCUUCACGGUGAUUGCACAAAAGCUGAAAAAACUCUUGGCUGGAAAAGAAACUAUACUUUUGAUAAACUUGUACAGGAGAUGGUGGAGGCGGAUAUAAAGCUGAUGAAAUCGAAUCCAAUGGCCUGAUUUAGAAGAUAUAUUUAUAAAGAACAAUCAAGACCUGACCAUAUGAUCUCAAGUUAUUUCUGUGGGCACCAUGCAUUACUGGAGGCAAUAUAUACUAUCAGUUAUUAGAAAUAUAGUCAUUUACAUGUAUUAGGUGCAAUACCGUAUGUCAUACAGAUUGUAUUACAUCAGUGUAAUACAAAUAUGAAAUUUAUUACAGCAUAUACAGUGGUUGUAUAAAACUAGUAGGUAUGUAGUUAAAGUCUAAAAUUGACAAAAGUGAAGAUACCCACAUAAAUGGCUUGUUUGAUGUACUGUGCAAGCUAAUACAAACUGAUAAUCCCGAAAUGGAUUAAAUCCCAUUGUUAUGGUUGAUGUAAACCAUUGGUAUAUACCUGACAUUACAGUGGUUUAAAACACAUGUUGUUUUUUGACAAAUUGACAUCUCAUCAAUUUACAUGAUAAAUAGUUUUAAGUAUUUGUAUCAUGAACAAAUGGUAUUUUUUCUUUCCCUAAACAUAGCCUAAAAGUCUGUAUGUCAUUUGUUUUUAUACAGUCAAACCUCGUCAUACUACACUCAAGUAUACUGCCAUCUUUGUUUAUUGCCAGGUUUUUUUUUUAGCCUAGAUCGUCUGUUUUUAAAUUUACAUAAAUUUACCCCGUUUUACUGCCCCCUGCUAUCUGCCAUCCACUAACGCAUUGGGUAACACAUUCCUAUAUGAAAACAUAAUAAAACAACCUGACAUAACACCACCGGACGAUCUCUGUACCAUCUACUAGUUUGUGACAAAUAGCUGACCAUGUAUGUGUACAUGUGUACGUACACACGCAGGUCCUGUUCAGUCAACCACUUUUCGCUAACGUUUGCCAGACUGGGGUUUUUUUUACGCUACACAGUAACGCUACCACUUUGGGAACCAGUGAAAAUAAUUAGCAAAUUUUAGCGAAAUGUCAGCUGGCUGAACUUGGCUGUUGUCUACCAAUCACUAAUUCACUGAAUGUGUGAAGUGAUGAGAUACAUGCUGGCUUUGUCUCAGUUGAUUGUCGUUUGACAAUUUCGUAAUGGAAAAUCAAGAUUGCUACCUUUUUAUUUAUUUAUUUAUUUAUUUAUUUAUUUAAUCCUUAAAAAUAAUAUGUAACGUUAAGCCCCACUCCACCCUCCAGAAUUACUUCAUUAGCUCUUACAAAUAAAAUGAUAAAUCGUUUUGAAACUGUUACAAAUACCCCUCCCUCAAGUUUUAUAUUGUACUCUGUGUGAGCCACUCUUUGGGUGUUUUGUUCAUCAGUAUUUGCAAGCAUAUCAAUCAGAAUAAAGAGGGCUGUAAUAUAGCAUAUUUUUUAUUAUUCCAUGACACAACUAGGGUACUUUGGGGCUGGUACUAAGUUUUGGUGCACUUACUGUAGUGGAAAUAAUAAAACUUGUAAUAACACCAAACUCAUUUGGGUCCCAAAGUGGGUGGUAUAACACGGUUUGACUGUAUUUCACAGUUUAAAUUUACUACUUGUCAGAAUGGUGAACGAAAACAUGUGCUAAUCAAUAUUUAUUUUGACAUCACAGUGAAAUAAACUGUACUACCUAGUAAAUAAUUGAGUAAAUUCAUUGGUGAACCCAUUAGCUUCUUCCAGGCUACUGUGGCGUGCCAUGACUGAUAUUUCAUAGGCCAUAGUUUUGUAUGUUGUUUUGUUUGUAGGAAAAUCCAUAUAAAAAGUCCCUUUCUGCGGUUUGAUAGGUAUUAGGAGUAACUUGUAUGUAUGUGGCAGCAACAGGUUACUUCUCUUAAAGCAGGUUUUUUCUCGUUCCAACCAGUUCACCACAACUGGUAUAUCAAAGGCUGUGGUAUGUGCUAUCCUGUCUGUGGUCUGGUGCAUAUAAAAGAUCCCUUGCUACUAAUCGAAAAAGUAGCGAGUU